Messenger RNA from Heterobasidion irregulare TC 32-1, 1322 nucleotides. RefSeq lists its product as uncharacterized. Gene Ontology annotation, biological process: cellular response to pH. The annotation marks the transcript as partial. The transcript has 6 exons. Gene Ontology annotation, cellular component: plasma membrane. Lineage: Eukaryota; Fungi; Basidiomycota; Agaricomycetes; Russulales; Bondarzewiaceae. The record is from RefSeq and is a predicted model, not a curated record.
GGGCGAUGAGUGUGAUCUAUCCGUUCGAGCUCCCAACGACGGGAUCCUUCUCAUUCGCAGAAUACUUCACCGACAACACAAAGGAGUACAAUGCGAGCAUCGCAGAGAGCACGCAAGUUCGCGCGAAUCUUCGCGCCGUGCUCAAAGAGAGUAAACGGACAGAUGGGGAAAAGGAUCACUUGAGGCUCGUCAAGAUUCUCGACGAAUAUUUGCCCCAUUUAUAUGGCAUUGUGAACUGUGUCGCAAGCAGUGAUAUCGUCUCUCCGAAAGAGCCUGUUUUCAGCUGGCGGACCACUCUUUCUGCCCAGUUAUUCAACAACUCUCCGCGCAUCAACCUGCCUUCAUUGUCCACUGAACUUGCAUUUACGUUGCUCACCUAUGGUUUCGCCCUCUCAAACUUGGCCCGGUCGACCGUGGUUUCACUUGGCUCAUACGAGCAUGAGCGUGGCCUCUCUGACAUAGAGCGCAAAGCCAAAGAUGAGAAACUCGGAUUUUCCGUAAACUUGCUGUGCCGCGCCAGUGGCGUGUUUGCGUAUGUGGGCGAUGAGGUUCUCAUCGACGCGGAGCAGGAGGAAGGGCGGAUGAGUAGAGUCGAAAGGCCUCCAGAACUCAGUAAAGAAGUCUGUUCUGCUUUAUCCAAGAUGUGCACUGCCUCGGCACAGUCCCUUGCCAUCCGUAAACUUCUCACAAAGUCUGCAUAUGACAGCACAAUUGCCCCAGGUCCUCCUCUCCCAAAGUCUCAUCCAUCACCCGCUCUUAUCGCCAAACUUCACCUCGAAGCCGCACACCUCUGCUCUUCCGCCCUCUCCCUCGCACGCAUACCGGACAAGGACAGCCAGGACGUGCAAAAAGGUGAGAUGGAUGUGUCUGCAGAUCUCCUUCGAUUUCUUGCGGAUAGCUCAGCCUACCACUCUGCAUUGGCACACAAAUGGCUGGGUGUCGAUGCGGGCGAGACACCUGGAUCGACGCGAUUAGGAGAAGCCGUUGCCUUCUUAGCAUGGUCUAAAAAGGAACUGGAUGAGCUGAAAGACGCUGGCAAGGGUGGCGGAAAGGAAGAUGGGAAGGAAGGUAAGCGCGAACGAAAGGAAAGGGUGGUAGAGGAGAUCGAGUCUGUCUCAGUGUUCCUGAAACAUUACAAGAAGCUCAACGAUUCGCUAUCAUUUCAACCGGUUCCCUCGCAAUCGUCUUUACAGUCUUCUAUACCCGCUGGCCGCUUAGCUGUUGCCAUGAAGCCAUUUGCGAAGCCUGCGCCAGCAUUUGGUCCUGGUUCCAUCGAAUAUACUCGCAAGAGGGCGGAGGAGCUGGAGUUGGUGGGUGAGUUG